AUGAACAACAACCUGUGGUUUGCUUCUACAGUCACCUUAUUUAUGGAAAUAGUAACUGGAAUCUUAGGAAAUGGAUUCAUAGCGCUGGUGAAUAUCAUGGACUGGGUUAAGAAAGGAAAGAUCUCUUCAAUGGAUCAGAUCCUCACUGCUCUGGCCUUUUCCAGACUCAGUUUGGUGUGGUCUGUGCUCGUUUGUAUACUGGUAUCUAUAAUGUGUCCAUAUUUGUUUAUGACUUCAGAAAUGAUCAUAGUGACUGAAAUUAUCUGGACAGUGAAUAACCAUUUUAGCAUAUGGCUUGCUACAUGCCUCAGUAUCUUUUAUUUCCUCAAGGUAGCAUUUUUUUCUAAUUCUUUUUUUCUUUACCUAAAGUGGAGAGUUAAAAAGGUGGUUUUAGCCACAUUACUGGUAUCUCUGAUCCUUUUGAUUUUAAACAUUGUAGUUAAACUGGCAUGUAUUUAUUUAUGGAUUGAUUCCCAUGAAGGAAACAUGUUUGAUAGUUUGAGAAACUUUACACAAUUUCCCAGAGCUCUCUUAUUCACCAAUUCAUCCCAUAUUUUCUUACCCACAAACUCCAUAUUUAUGUUCAUACCCUUCAUUGUGUCCCUGGUAGCUUUUCUUCUGCUCAUCUUUUCCUUAUGGAAGCAUCUCAGGAAGAUGCAACUCAGUGCCAAAAGACCCAGAGAUGCCAGCACCUUAGCCCACAUGAAAGCCUUGCAAACUGGGCUUUCCUUCCUGCUGCUAUAUGCAACAUAUUUACUUUUUAUUGUUGUAGGAAUUUCGAGCCUUGGAUCGGUGGAGGAAGCAGUGACCAUUUUCUUUGAGUACUCUUCUGGAUUAGCUUUUCCUACAAGCCACUCAUUUGUCUUGAUUCUGGGAAACAGAAAGCUGAGAGGAGCCACCCUUUCUGUGCUGUGGUGGCUGAGAUGCCAGUCCAAAGAUAUGGACACCUCAGGUCCCUAG
Peromyscus eremicus (cactus mouse) is the source of this 960-nucleotide messenger RNA. RefSeq names its product taste receptor type 2 member 110-like. The coding region runs from base 1 to 960 and encodes 319 amino acids. Gene Ontology annotation, molecular function: bitter taste receptor activity; G protein-coupled receptor activity. The record is from RefSeq and is a predicted model, not a curated record. Gene Ontology annotation, cellular component: membrane. NCBI's taxonomy places the organism in Eukaryota, Metazoa, Chordata, Mammalia, Rodentia, Cricetidae. Gene Ontology annotation, biological process: sensory perception of taste; G protein-coupled receptor signaling pathway; detection of chemical stimulus involved in sensory perception of bitter taste. The transcript has a single exon.